UAAAACACUUUCGUGUGCGCCUCAGUCGUGUACGAAAAAAAAAAGAAAAAUAGAAAAAGAAAAGUUUACUAAAACGAAAACGAAGCAACGUAUAGCGGAAUAUAGCGAAAAACAACGGGCCCGCAGCCGAGUGCAGUACACGAGUAACCGUAAUUUAGCAAGUUAAGUGCAAGGAGCAGCAGCAACGCAACAACAGCAACAGUUCUACGGCGCUACGGGAAAAAAAUGGAAAUAUGCAUAAUACGAAAAAGUGGCCAAUAACAAAAACAAAAACAACAGCCAGCGACAAUAGUCAGCACCAGCAGCAGCAGCAGCAGUAACAACAACAACAAUAGCACCACCAACAACGUGUGUGUUGUAAUUGUGGAACCGAGCAGAGGCGGCGGCAGAAAAGUGUGUGUGUGUGCUCCGACGGGGGGUGGUUGCUUCGGUCGUCUGCUCACCCAUAAAUUAGAAUCGCGCGACGACAUUGAGGUCCGCCCUGGAAUGCAGCAUGUCCGCGGAUCAGGAUCAAUAAUCAUCGAAGUCGAUACAGCCAUCGAAAGCAGCAGCAGCAGUGGGUAAUAAAGUUCGAACCGAAAAAAGAGGAAUCACGCGCGCCACCCCAAUACGGAAAACGGCUGAAAAAUAGACCGCAGUAGCAGCAGCAGCAGCCGCAUUUCGUGGGAAGAGAGGAGACCAAGGAGGAGGAGCAGGUGAAGCAGCAGUUGGAGCACGACGGUGCUCUGAGAAGGUAAAACUCGCCUAAUCAAGUCAGCGCCAUGGUGAGUAACAAUCUGGUGGUGCCCGUGGUCCUCUGGGGGCCCACAGCGCCCACGCAUUGCAUCUCGAGCGUGUUCCUUUCGGAUGAUCAGCUGACGCUGGUUACCGGCUGCUACGAUGGACAGAUCUGCCUGUGGCAGGUGGAGCCCAGCACAUUGAAGAUGUCGCCGCGCUGCCUGCUGGUGGGCCACUCUGCCCCGGUGCUGUGCCUAGUGCGUGCCUCGCUCCUGCCGGAGAACAACUUUCUGGUCAGCUCGUCGGAGAACGGUGAGAUGUGCACCUGGGACCUCACGGACGGCAAGUGCAUGGAGGCCGUCAAGCUGCCACAGGUUCACACCCAAAUCCAGAGCUAUCACACGGCCAACAGCGAGGAUGUGCGUCUAUUCUGCAUUGGCUACUAUGCCGAAAUCAUGGUCAUGGAUCCCUUCAGCCUCGAGGUCAUCUAUGUGCUCAGCUCUAAAGUGAAGCCGGACUGGAUCUCAGCCAUUCAUGUGCUGCGUCCGAUGCGACGCAAGGACGAUGUGGUGCUGGCCAUCACCACCACCGGCACCGUCAAGGUGUGGACCCUCACGGGCAACGAGAACAAGCACGCAGAGCCCAUCUACGAGAACGAGUCGAAGGAGAUCCGAUGCCUCAAUGCCAUUACCAUGAACUGCUGCGCCCAGAACCAGCGAACGGUGCUCCUUGUGUGUACCAAAUACUGGCAAAUCUACGAUGCCGGCGACUUCACCGUCCUGUGCUCCGUCAUUGCGCCUGCCCGAGAGCGGUGGCAGGGCGGCGACUUCAUCACCUCGGAUCGCGUCAUGCUGUGGACGGACGAGGGCAAGGGCUAUCUGUAUAAGCUGCCCGCCAACUGCAUUCCGGACAACAAGGAGUUCCACUCGAAGAGCGUCGUCCGCGACGCCCCAUACCUGUACUACGUCCUGCAGCAUGCUGGCGAUAAGGUGCUCUCGUGUCCGCCGGCCAUGAAGCUGCUGCAGGGCACCGGCGGGCAGCACAAUCUACUCCGCGGUGACUCCGAGGGUUACAUCUCCGUGUGGAACGUGCCGGAGGUGCCGCUGGAUAACAUUAGCAUACUGCAGGCCAAGCAGAUGCCGCCGCGCGUACUCAAGCCGCAUGUGUGCACCUCGCUAGUGGAGGCGUGGUCAAUAAUGGAUCCGCCACCGGUUGGCAUACUGGACCAGCUGUCGCGCAUCACUGAGUCGCCGGUGAAGCUCACCUCAAGCAUCUAUUUGCCGCAGCAGAGCCGCCUGGUGAUUGGACGUGAGGACGGCAGCAUUGUAAUUGUUCCGGCCACCCAGACGGUGAUGAUGCAGCUGCUGGUGGGAAUCAAGCAGAACUUUAGCGACUGGCCUUCGCAUCAGAUCCUUUACGGUCACCGCGGCAGAGUUAAUUGCCUGCUCUGUCCAUCGAUGAUUCAUUCGCGGUACGAGAAAUCCCACCUGCUAUCCGGUGGCAUCGAUUUCGCCGUCUGCCUGUGGGAUCUGUACAGCGGCAGCUUGCUGCAUCGAUUCUGUGUCCAUGCCGGCGAGAUUACGCAGCUCCUUGUGCCUCCGGAGAGCUGCAGCCCAAGGAUAUUGAAGUGCAUUUGCUCGGUGGCCUCGGAUCACUCAGUCACGCUGGUCUCUCUGCAGGAGCGCAAAUGCGUGACGCUGGCCAGUCGCCAUCUGUUCCCCGUGGUCACCAUCAAGUGGCGGCCGCUGGAUGACUUCCUCAUCGUCGGCUGCUCCGACGGCAGCGUUUACGUAUGGCAAAUGGAGACGGGACACUUGGACCGCGUUCUUCACGGCAUGCUGGCCGAGGAAGUGCUCUCCGCUUGCGAUGAACAGGCAGAGGAUGGCGGCUCCGGUGGUGGCAGCGGUUCAAAUGGUGCCUCUAGUGCCAGCGAAAUGGGCAUGGCCAAUCCAGCGGUUCACUUCUUCCGCGGCCUCAAGUCGCGCAACAUGAACGCCAUCCGACAUGCCACACAGCGUGGCAUCACGCAGCUCCAACAACUGCAGGGACACAACCAGGGCAACUUUGACUUCCUGAUGAAGCACCGAAGCAAUCCGCUGGUCAUCCAAGGACUUCGCACCAAUCCCAAGGAUGCCGAGAGCCACAUUCUGUUCUUCGACAUCGAGGGAUUGAUCUUUGAGCUGCACAGCGAGGAAUACGCCCAGAUGACGCCGGCCACGCUGGAGGCGCUGGGCGUUCAUCUGCAGAACCCCAAGGAUGGCAAGUCGAUGCAUCUGGAUGCGAGCAAGAAGAUAGGGGACUUCUUUAGCAAGGUGAAGAACAAGGCGGUGGAUGUGGAGAAGAUACUGAAGGACAAGGACAAGCAUGGCCUCGUCCAGAAGUUCAAGGAGAAGACGGAAAUCGUGGAGAAGAAGGUACAGGCAAAGGUGGAGAGCCUGCAGAAGGCCGUGGAGCCGCAUGAGGAGCAGCAGGACCUGAAGAGCAAGAUUGCCUCCAAAAUGGAGGUCACGCAUGUGAUGGAGGUGGCCCAGCUGCUGCUCUCACUGCUCCAUUCGUGGGGCCUCGAUCCGCAUCUGGACAAGAUGUGCGAGACGCGGCUGGGCCUGCUGCGCCCCAUCGUGCCCAUCUCGUACGGUGUGCUCUCCAAGGCCGGCUACAUGUCCCUGCUGCUGCCGACGUGGCAGAAUAACUAUGCCAUCCCGCCGGGCAUCCAGCUGCCCUCCAGCUCGAAGAAGCGUCCGUUGCCCGAGGAGCUGCAGCGUCUGGAGCACCUGACAGCCGUAUUUACGUCACGCUUGCAUUGGGAGCUAAGCACCACGCUGACAACCAAUCACAUCCUCGCCCUGGUGGCCAUGUCCAACACGCUGCUCUCGAUGAGCGCCGCCUCCUUCCUGCCGGACAGCGAGAAGCACAAGAAGCUGCAGCGUCUGGCACAGCGCACGGACUCCACGCUGAGCAACGAGGAGGAGCGCGAGGAGCUGAUGGCCCACCACAUCUCGCAGAUUAAGCAUGCCUGGAGCCUGCUGGCCACCCACCACUGUUUCCUGCUGCCGGACAAGAUCGAGGCUCUGGAGCCGAAGAAAUUCAAGCGGCCGCAGGUGGAGAUGAUGGUCAAGCGCUGGCAACACCAUUGCAUCGAGAUCCGGGAGGCGGCUCAGCAAAUACUACUCGGCGAGCUGACCCGCAUGGGCAAGAAGGGACGCAAGCAGCUGGUGGAGAGCUGGGCCCAAUAUCUGCCGCUCUACACGCACACGGAACCGAUUGUCGGGGCCCAGCAGCAGUUGGCCCUGCUUAGUCAGCCGGCAGGCGGAGGCGGAGCUGGUUCCGGUUCGGGUGCCAAUGGCAGUGGUGCGGGCUCCGGGUCAGGUGGCGGCGGAGUAGGCGGAAAUGUUGGCGGCGUCGGCAUGGGACCAGGCGGUGGAGUCCCUGGCGGUGAUGCCCACCAAGACGAGGAUUACGAGGAGGAGGAGGAGGAGAUAAUACGGAAACCAUCCAGCUUGUCGGAGUUAAAACGCAAGCAGACCACGGCAGUUAUACUUCUGGGUGUCAUCGGUGCCGAAUUCGGCCAGGAUAUCUCACAGGAGUCACCCAAUCAUCGCGGCAGCAUAAGCCUGGCCACGGGAGCCACUCUGACCAGCGGUGGUGGCGGCGGCGAGCGACGGAAAUCGAGCGUGGUCGAGGGCUUUGGCAUUGCGAACAACCUGGCACGCCUCACCUCAAUGGCCUUGGCCCAUCUGUUGUAUGCACCGCCCUCGCCCAAGCUGCCACAGUAUACGCCACUGCGCCGGGCGGCCAUCGAUCUGCUGGGCAGAGGCUUCACCGUAUGGGAACCAUACCUAGAUGUGUCCAAGGUGCUGCUCGGUCUGCUGGAGAUCUCGUGCGAGGGCAAGGCGGUGCCGAAUCUUAAUUACAAACUCCCACUGACUCCUCAAGCGGAUGCCUGCCGAACAGCCAGGCACGCACUGCGUCUGAUAGCCACCGCUCGGCCGGCGGCCUUCAUUACCACCAUGGCGCGUGAGGUGGCCAGAUACAAUACGAUGCAGCAGAAUGCGCAAUCCAUUAACACACCGCUGACCCAGUCCGUCCUGCACAAGGCCAAGGGCGAGAUACUGCAAUGCGUUGAGAUGCUGAUCGACAAGAUGCAAUCGGAAAUUGCCGGCCUUCUUGUGGAGGUGAUGGACAUAGCUCUGCAUUGCGUCGAUAGCAACGAGCUGAAGAGCCGCGGAUUGGCGGAGCUGUGUCCCUCGAUCUGCAAGUUCAACCAGAUCUCGCAUUGCGCCCAGACGAGACGCAUCGCUGUGGGGGCCAACAGUGGCAAUUUGGCCAUUUACGAGCUGCGGCAGAACAAAUGCCAGAUGAUACCGGCGCAUACGCAUCCCAUCACCUCGCUGGCUUUCUCGCCGGAUGGCAAGUACCUCGUCUCGUAUUCCUGCGCCGAAAAUCGACUCUCCUUCUGGCAGACCUCGACGGGCAUGUUCGGAUUGGGUCAGUCGCAGACACGAUGCACCAAGGGCUAUUCGACGGCCCCGAUACCGGAUGUGUCGCGUCUGAAUCCAAUGCGUCUGGCCAAACUGGUGUGGAUCAACAACCGCACCGUGACCCUGAUGCUGGCCGAUGGUUCCGAGACGCGAUUCAAUGUCUAAGCAGGAACAAGGUUACGAUGAUCCGAUGGGGAUGUAUUAGGCAAGGUUAUUAGGCAAUCAGCGCGGGCUUCAAAAGCAGCGAAUAUGGAAGAACGCAGGAUGUAAGGAGGUAGUAUGUGGAGCAGAAACGACAAAACAAUAAUUAUUCAAAGAUAAAAAACCUGGAAACGUCUGGCGUUUCCCUAAAUAAUAAUACAUAAUAAAGUCAAUAAAAACUAAGAAAAGCUAAGCGAAAAGUAACAGUCAAAGGGACGAAACUGAAACUAAAAACUUAAAUAACGGGGGGAAAACCCCCCAAAAAACACUAAGCAGCAUUAAGUUAAAGAGAAGAAGGAAAGUUGAGGGCAAACGGAAAAUUCAAUACAACACAUUUUGUUAUUUAUUUAUAUAUAUAUAUACUUACCCUAUAUAUCUGUAUCUGUAUCUGUAUUUUAAUGUAUUACACGAUUUUAAUAUGCCCCCGUCUCUAUAUAAUACCCCUGUUCUUCCCCCCACAAAUGCUACGUCCAUUUUAUUUUUUAGUGAAUAACUUUUACCCAAAACAAACAACACACACAACACUCUCUUUGAACACGUCGUGUUUCUGCUUUUGUUGUUCAGUUCCCAACGCGGAAGGAAAACAGAAAACUAAAUCCAAAUAUUAACAAAGUAAACAACAAUUAACCAGAUGCAAAACACACACCACACCACACACACAACGCAAAGGAAUGAAAUGGAAAAACGAUUAA
Messenger RNA from Drosophila serrata, 6088 nucleotides. RefSeq names its product WD repeat-containing protein Rbcn-3B (gene Rbcn-3B). Gene Ontology annotation, molecular function: protein binding. The record is from RefSeq and is a predicted model, not a curated record. Lineage: Eukaryota; Metazoa; Arthropoda; Insecta; Diptera; Drosophilidae. Gene Ontology annotation, cellular component: cytoplasm.